Messenger RNA from Seminavis robusta, 855 nucleotides. The record is from the annotation of a GenBank genome assembly. Lineage: Eukaryota; Bacillariophyta; Bacillariophyceae; Naviculales; Naviculaceae.
AUGGUGGUUGAGUACGAUUUAGAUGCCGUCGAACGGCUUGAACAUGAGUUUGAAGUGAUUGCUUUUGGUUUGUUCCGCAAUGGCCGGUUGUCUGGGAGCGAAGCUGUGAAGGAUCGCCGUAUUCGGGCCUGGUGUGGAGUUUCUGUCCUUUCGAUUGCCUGGUACUUGCUGGAAAUGGGUGGGUCGCUCAUUGAAGGUGCCUCCAUGGAACGAUACCUCUGGUCGCUCAACAUGCUACAGCAAUAUCCUACCGAAGAGAAUGUAGCCUCUCGCUGUGGUGGAGUGGAUGAGGGCACUUGGUCCAAGUGGGUUUGGUAUUUCAUUGAUGAGAUCUCCUAUUUGGAAAAUGACGUGAUCCAAUGGUCCAACAGAUACAUUGGGGACGUCGGCAAUGACUGCUUGUGUUCUGUGGAUGGCGUUGAUUUUCUCUCUCGUGGCAAGAAGCUUCACAAUGGCAAUCCCGACAAAACACGCUUCUCCAACAAAUUCAAAAAGGCCAGCUACCGCUACGAGUUUGCUACCAACAUUCGAGCCUCCUAUAUCUGCUGGCUUGCUGGACCGUAUCUUCCUGGUACCUACAACGAUCUUCAGAUCUUUCGUUUUGGCUUGCGAGACAUGUUGGGUGCAGAUGAGCGUGUGAAGGCCGACGAUGGCUACCUUGCGGAGGCCGAAAAGGUCAAGUGCCCUCAUUCAUUGCGAGCGCACGAGGAUCAACGGGCCAUGCGGGGACGGCUCCGCAUCCGUCAGGAGAAACUCAACAAACUACUGAAGAAUUUCCAUGCCCUUGACGUCCCCUUCCGUCAUGGGCCUGAAAAGCACGGGGCCGUCACUCGCUCCAUUGCUGUUUUCGUGUAG